GGCAGCAGACAGCAGGAGGCGUGCACACACAUAACAACACGUAUUCUUGACUGUUUUCUACAGCUGUAUUGGGACGUAUCGACAGGACUUACCGUAUCAGAAGCCGACUUUUGAAGCGACUUUUGGUGCUUUAUAAAGUAUGAAACACUCAUUUUUACUUUUUUAAUGCCAUCUUACAGUCAAAGUGUAUGCUCAAUCCGUGUAUCCGUUUUUAUGCAACUUUCAGUUUCAAACAUUGGCCGCUUUACAUGACUUCUGACCGACUGUCACCAGCCAAACCCCUUUUUUUGUUUUGCAUCUCUUCCUCAUGCGGAAGCCGUAGUUCUACUAAUUGGAGACCUCACUGUCAGUAAAAGGAUGCAGCAGCAGGAGCGCCUGCUCAAAGUCCUGGUCAUCGGAGACCUCGGAGUCGGCAAGACGUCCAUCAUCAAGCGCUACGUGCACCAGGUGUUCUCCCAGCACUACCGAGCCACCAUCGGGGUCGACUUCGCCCUCAAGAUGCUCAACUGGGACCACAAGACGAUGGUGAGGCUGCAGCUGUGGGACAUCGCCGGGCAGGAGCGUUAUGGGAACAUGACCCGUGUUUACUACAGGGAGGCGGUGGGGGCCCUCCUUGUCUUUGACAUGACCCGACUGUCUACGUUUCAGGCUAUCAUCAAGUGGAAAGGAGACCUGGACUCAAAAGUCGCUCUUGGCAAUGGGAGGUCAGUUCCGGCUGUUCUAUUGGCCAACAAGUGUGACCAGCGGCGUCAUGGUUUGUGCCCCAAGCUGCCCAAACUGGAGAACUUCUCCAGAGAGUACGGAUUUGUCGGCUGGUAUGAAACCUCUGCAAAGGACAACACCAACAUUGAUGCUGCUAUCACCUGCCUGGUGAAGAACAUCAUGUCCGUGGAGGAGGAGAGAGAAUCGAGUGAUGCCGCCAGAAACGACCCUGAAGGCGGCAUUCUGGUUCUUCCUCGAUUUGAGUACAACACGAGGGAGAAAGGACUCAGUGGGUGUUCAGGAUGUUCCUCACAUAAACAUAGAGACGAUGUUUGAGGCGAUGAGACAGAUGGGUCCGAACUGAGAAACCAGAAGGAGACGGAGUGUUGGGAGAAAUGUACUUUAUUUUAUGUUUAUUCUAUGUUUUUACUAAAAUCCUCCCACUGUCUGUACUUACAAACACAUUUCUUUAGAGAAGUCACCAGAAGAUACUUAAGAUUUGUAAUAGUUUGUUUCUCUUUUAAAGGCUUCAUAUGUGAUUUUUCACACUUACAUGUAAUAGAAAUCAAGUAUAUCCUCUGAA
Molecule: messenger RNA, 1285 nt
Organism: Labrus bergylta (ballan wrasse)
Lineage: Eukaryota; Metazoa; Chordata; Actinopteri; Labriformes; Labridae
Biological process (GO): endosome to lysosome transport; phagosome-lysosome fusion
Cellular component (GO): trans-Golgi network; lysosome; Golgi apparatus
Molecular function (GO): GTPase activity; GTP binding
Source: RefSeq, a predicted model, not a curated record